GACAGCUCCGUGAUAUAGCAGCAUACCACGAUAUCUAUGCGGCAAAUGCGAAAGCAUCAUAAAUCUAAUCCAGAGUUUUGUUUUGAUUCUCGUGAUGGCGAUAACAGUUCGCGUUGGACGUCGUUCGAUUUUGUGAAAUAUACGCUAUGCCUCUCGUUGCCAUCUAAUAUCGUCAGAGAACUAGAUACAUAUGAAAAAAAAAAUUAAAUAGCAGUGUAUGAACUGUUUCGAAGUUCAAUAAGGAAAUAAACGCAUUUGUGACAUUCGAAUGCUGAUUUGCAUAACAUUUAGAAGCAAAGGUGCUGGUCUUCAAAUAAAUACAUUUUUCGUGCUCUUUGGAGAUGUUGUGAUGAAUCGUCCAGAUUUAAGUGCAACCUACGCGUAUCGUGAUUUUAAAUCGUUGAAUGUUAAUUCUCUGUAUUCAGCCAUGGGUUCUAUAAAUUGGAAUAAAGGUUGGUUUUUUAGUACUAUUGAUAAUAAACUUAACUUCCUUAACCGUAACUUAUCCCCGUUAUUUAACAUGCAUGUUCCGCUUCGUUCUGUAAAUGUUUUAAAUAGUUCAUGUCCUUGGUACAACUCGAAAGUUCGAGCUGCUAUUAGAAAGCGCAACAAGUAUUAUGCUACAUGGAGAAAAAACUUGACGGAUACUUCUUGGCGCCGGUACAAGGCAAUCCGAAAUAAAACCACUGCAAUAAUACGACAAGCGAAACGUUGGUACAGUUACACAAAACUUGAUCCGUCGCUUCCAAUAAGAGAACUGUGGCGCAACCUAAAAAAAUUUAAAAUUCAUUGCCAGGAAAGUCCCGAAUGUGAUAUUGACCUUGAUGAACUUAAUGACUACUUUAUUAGUGUUGGUACGAAAACCAAUUGUUCUCCUAUUUUAAAAGAGUCCUCAUCUUGUGCUACUCUAGAAGAACAGUUUCAAUUUUUGACAGUUAGUGAGUUAGAUGUUCUGAAAGCAUUAUCUAAAAUCAAGUCUAAUGCUGUAGGUGAUGAUAACAUCUCGCUAAAACUCGUCCGUAUAGUAAUGCAAUAUAUAAUAGGACCCCUUACCCAUAUAAUAAACCAUUGCUUGACUAGUUCAUGUUUCCCAGCAGUAUGGAAAAAGGCUAUAGUUUUCCCAGUCGCAAACAAGACAAAUGCUAUUUACGCUGGUGACUAUAGACCUAUCAGCAUACUGUCCACAUUUUCCAAAUUUUGCGAAAACUUGAUGGCCACGCAUCAUUCAUUUCAUGUUUCAUUUGUACAGAACAAUUGUCUACUCUCUCCACUACAAUCUGGCUUCAAACAAAGUCAGAGUUGUUCAACUGUAAUGGUUAAAAUACUAGAUGAUAUUAGAAUUAGUUUCGACAACGGAGAUUUGACUCUACUUUGUUUACUUGAUUUUUCUAAAGCAUUUGACUCAGUGGAUCACAAAUUGUUAUGUUUGAAGCUUAAAUACUAGUUCGGCUUCAAAGACAGUGCGGUGAAGUUCAUAACCAGCUACCUUGGAGACAGAACGCAGAAGGUCAAGACCAGUAAAUCAACAUCCCAGUCUAGAUACAUAUACGCUGGUGUUCCGCAAGGGUCUAUCCUUGGUCCACUUUUAAUCAGUCUUUUUGUCAAUGAUGUUUUUACCGUUUGUCAGUACGUGAAUGUCCAUGCGUAUGCUGAUGAUAUACAAUUGUACUUGGCCAGUCGUAUUGGUCUCGUUGAAGAUUUAUGUUUCAAAAUAAACAGUGAUUUGUCUAUUUCUGUAUGGGCUAAUGAAAACUCUUUAGGUUUGAACGCGUCAAAGUCAUAUGUCUUACCUAUAUGUAAUAGUGUGGUGCAUGUUGACAAUAUUCUUAAAUUGUGGAUAGGUACAGGUUCCUUUACCUUUAUGGAUAAGGUAAAAAAUUUGGGGUUUAUUCUUAACGCGAAACUUACCUGUG
Molecule: messenger RNA, 1913 nt
Organism: Anastrepha obliqua
Lineage: Eukaryota; Metazoa; Arthropoda; Insecta; Diptera; Tephritidae
Exons: 2
Coding region: 269-1444 (391 amino acids)
Source: RefSeq, a predicted model, not a curated record